UUGGUUAAUUAGGGGGUAUAUUGGAUCUUUUGAAAUUUCUGAAUUGUUUUUAAUCUUUGAAAUUGUUUGGUGAUCGGUGGAAUUGUGCGGAUGCAUUUUGUCCCAUGGGCGCAUGGGGAUUGAUGAUCUUGAUGUUCAGACGUGGAAUUGAUGAUUCUGAGUCAUGAUGACCCCAACGACUGGUUAAUAUGAGCAGAGAAAUUGUUGAAACCCUCGGAGAUGACUAUGGCCCACACCUGGACACCCUCAGAACAUUUUUCGUCUCGUCCUUGGAGAAUCGAAUCUACGAAGCCCUCGAGACAUUCGUGUACAACGACAAAGAGUUAUUAUCAAAAUUUCCCAACCUGAGAAGAUGCGUAAAUUUCUUGAAGCUCUUCACAACAAUUUACCAGAGCCGAAGAGACCCAGACACUGGAUUGCUCGAGCAAUUAAUGCGCUACAGUUUCAAGUACCUCAUCAAGGACGGCUUGAUAACCGGUUUUAUCAACGCAAUUCUCCUCGACAAUCGACUUAAGCGAGUCUGCAGGGACCUGGACUCAUUGAGUGUUGAUAAACAUUUUUUUAAAUUCUUGCAACUUCCUGGAAUCAUCAGCAGCAGUGAUGAAACCCUCUCCAAUGAAUCCGGGGAAUGUGCUGGAGCCCUGAUGAUUGAAGCACCUUCUGAAUCUGGUGAUACCAAAAGAGCAGUUAAAAGAAAAGCUCCAGACGAUCCUGAUGAUCCAAUCAGCAGCGAAAAAUCAUUCGGAUUAGAAGAUCAUUUGGGAGCAUUCGAUGUCGAGACACUGGAUUACUGGUUCGAUUACUCAGCUACGUCGAUUUUUAUCGAUGCUAUUCUCCGUGAUAAUCGACUGAAACUAGUCUGCAGGGAUCAAGACUCAUUGAGUGUUGAUAAACAUUUUUUUGAAUUCUUGCAACUUUCUGGAAUCAUCAGCAGCAGUGAUGAAACACUCUCCAAUGAAUCCGGGGAAUGUGCUGGAGCCCUGAUGAUUGAAGCAUCUUCUGAAUCUGGUGAUACCAAAAGAGCAGUUAAAAGAAAAGCUCCAGACGAUCCUGAUGAUCCAAUCAGCAGCGAAAAAUCAUUCGUCGCUUUGACUCCAGCGAGAGCCAAAAAUUCUCAUCACAGAAGGAUUAUAAAAAAUAUCACGUCCUGUGGGCCUUCAACCUGCUCAUUCCUCAGGUACAGAACAACUCAUUUAUCCACUGAUUAUCGUGAGAAAAAUCUCAAACUCAAGAUUGAUAAGGGGAAUGCUGGUGGAAUUGAUGAAGAGAAAUUGAUACUUCCCUGUCAAUCAGAGACAAUAAUCGAUGAUUUAAUAACUUCUGAUCCCUCUGUCAUGAUCUCCUGCUUUGGAAAUGCGAAGAAGAAGUUCAAAGCGCAGAUCAGGAAGAUUUGUGCUAUUGUUAAUAGGAUUUUAGGGAGGAUCGAUAAGAAGAGAGUGAAGAAAUGCGUUUUGUAUUGUAAAAUCCUCGAGAGAUCUAUUUUAUUCAGUUUGAAAGAGAGGGGGAGGAAUGCCUCGAGGUCCUGUUUACUUUCUGGGCGAGUUGUCACGAGGAAAACGUCGAAGGUAUCAGCAGAAACCGUAGCACCAGAACAAGGAGAAGAAAACGACAAAAUCGAAGACAAGAGUCAAAACUUCCUUCCAACCCUGGAAGCCCCGAAGGGACAUGUCAUCCAGAGGAAAAUUCCAGAAUGCUAUGUUCAGGGAUAA
Fopius arisanus is the source of this 1709-nucleotide messenger RNA. The record is from RefSeq and is a predicted model, not a curated record. Lineage: Eukaryota; Metazoa; Arthropoda; Insecta; Hymenoptera; Braconidae.